GACGGAUUUCUGCAAGCGGAAGGCAUAAAUGAUCAAUUCGGUGCAUCUGUCCAUGACAAGGACUUCAAAAAGCCUGACAUUCAUCUGGAAUUCCGCAGUUAUUGAUGGUCAUCAGAACCGAUUCGACUCGGGCAGUUUUUGUGUGCAAAAAAGUCAGAUUUACUUUCAUUCAGAAAGAGACAAAGGGAAAACUAAAAUGGUAGUCAAGGCAUUGGUGAUCCUGGCUUGCGUUUAUUGCUCUGGCAUUGCCGCAUCCGCACUUCUCAGAUCAGAUUACGAUGACUUAUGCUCGUCUGACAAGGCCUGCGAAUCUGGAUUCCAGUGCAUCAACAAAAUGUGCAUUGAACUUUGUCUAGAGCAGAGUCUUUGUCACCCAUCAGCUCGGUGCUACGUACUGAGCACCAAGCCCGUGAUCCUGGCUUGCGUUUAUUGCUCUGGCAUUGCCGCAUCCGCACUUCUCAGAUCAGAUUACGAUGACUUAUGCUCGUCUGACAAGGCCUGCGAAUCUGGAUUCCAGUGCAUCAACAAAAUGUGCAUUGAACUUUGUCUAGAGCAGAGUCUUUGUCACCCAUCAGCUCGGUGCUACGUACUGAGCACCAAGCCCGUGAGGACCAUGAUUUGUCUGUGUCCACCGGGAACAGUCACUGUCAAGCAGGACGGAAGUUGUAUCACAGCCUGA
Messenger RNA from Notodromas monacha, 679 nucleotides. Lineage: Eukaryota; Metazoa; Arthropoda; Ostracoda; Podocopida; Cyprididae. The record is from the annotation of a GenBank genome assembly.